AUGGCCGAGACAUCGACGAACUCGAAGCCAUCAACAACCAACGGCACCGAAGACACCACCACGACCACGAAUGGGCACGCGACCUCCGACGCCUUGACUAAUGGCACCUCCGACGAUGCAUCAAAGGAAACGGGCGAGACAGACGAUGCAACUCAAGCCGUAGACAACGUCCUCAAGCUCCGCGUCGACCUCCCCACCCACGAACAUGUCGACAUCAUCGUCUCCAGUCAAGAGCAGGUGCAGGAGAUCCGGCAGUCCAUUGUUGACCAACCGCAUACUUUUCAAUACUCCUGCUUCCACCUCGAGUAUCAGGGCAAGCGCAUCAAUGACUUUGUCGAGCUGGCCGAGGUGGAAGGGAUUGUCAAGGAUACCGAGCCCGUGCUGAAAUUAGUCGAGGACGCAUAUACCGAGGCUCAGGCGCGGAUGCACGUGGUGAGGGUGAGGGAACUGAUCGGUGCGGCGGGUAAUCGCGUCGAUUAUGUCUCUGGCAUUGAUGCGGGGACGAGUCUGUGCGAGGAUGUGGAGAUGGCUGCUGGUGAUAAUAAUAAUACAGGUGGGAAGGACGACAGUAGCCCCGUGGCUCACUACGAUCUCAAUGCGCCUGCACCCAUCUCCGCACUACUUCCUCGACAGCGAGAGGCGGCGCCGAAGACGGUCAAGAGCAUAUCCCUGUCCGCAUGGAAUCCUCCUCCUUACCACCAUCGCAUGCGAGGACAUCUGCUCUAUCUGGUAGUCACUACACUCGAAGGCGACCAGCACUACAUCACCUCCCACAUCACCGGUUUCUACGUCAACCGAUCAACAAACGCCAAGUUCGACCCGGAGCCUCGACAGAUGUCCAAGACGUCACGUGCACAUUCGCUCAUCACUCUCCUCUCCGAGAUCUCCGACAAAUUCGCCGGCCAAUUCGUGCGAUUACAAGAGUACAACGGCCAACGCGACCCCCUAGCCUCCUACGCCCUCUCAAAUAGCAUCCCCGCCGCCCCCUGGCUCGUCUCCCCAACCUCAAUGCAGCAUCACCAACCCGACGCCACGCGACCUCAAGAACCAUACCUCCUCGCCGGCGCCGACAACGCCGAGACCCUCCGAGACUGGAACGAGGAAUUCCAAUCCACCCGCGAACUCCCGAAAGAGACGGUGCAAGAUCGUGUCUUCAGGGAGAGAUUGACAAGCAAGCUCUUCGCCGAAUACAACGAGGCUGCCGUCCGAGGAGCUGUCCUAGUCGGCCGCGGCGAAGUGCAACCACUCAACCCGACCGAAGCAAGAGAUGCCCAGAUCUUCGUCUACAACAACGUCUUCUACUCCUUCGGCGCCGACGGCGUAGGUACAUUCGCCAGCGAUGGCGGAGACGAGGCCGCGCGUGUAGCGACGGGGAAAGAUGUCCAGGGCGUCAAAGCCGUGAACCAGCUCGAUAUCACUGGUCUCUUCACCCCGGGUACAGUCGUAGUAGACUAUCUCGGCAAGCGCAUCGUAGGCCAGUCCAUCGUCCCCGGCAUCUUCAAGCAACGAGACCCGGGUGAACACCAGAUCGACUAUGGAGGGGUAGAGGGCAAGGACGUGAUCGCCACACACGAGGGUUUCGCCAACCCGUUCGCCGAGCUGAGCAAAGCGAUGCGAGUCAAGAGACACGCGGUCUGGGACAAAGAGGUCAAGAGACAUGAGUUGGAAGCUAGUGUGGAGACAAAAGGGUUGUUGGGCACGGAUGGGCGGAAGUAUGUGCUCGAUUUGUAUCGGGUCACGCCGUUGGAUGUCAAGUGGUUGGAGGAGCAUCGGGGGACGGAGCAGAUUGAGGAGGGGAGGUAUCCGCAUCGGAUGGCCGUGCUGAGGGCGGAGUUGGUGGAUUCGUGGAGGAUUGCGAAGUUGAGGGAGUUUAUUUCGGGGGAGCUGGAGCGGAAGAGAGGGGAGAAGGAGAAGGCGAAUGAUGAGACUGAGAAGCUAACGAAUGGCAAGGGUGAGAAGCAUGAGGAGACGGAUAGUGAGCAGGCGGAGAAGAAGCAGAGCAAUGGCGAGGUUGAGGAGAAGAAGGAGAGCAAUGGUGAGAACGAGGAGAAGAAGGAGGCUGGCAAACAGCAAGAGACUGUCGACGUCUCUGGCUUCUCCUUCUCGCUAAACCCAGACGUCUUCUCCGGCCAGCAACCACAAACAGAGGAGGAGAAGGCUGAGAUGGACAAAGACGAGGCUGAUGUCCGUGCCGUGUGCGCUUACCUCGCCGACGACGUGAUUCCUCGCCUCGUCCGCGACAUCCAAGAAGGCGAAGUCGGCUUCCCAAUGGACGGCCAGAAUCUGGUCCGCGACAUGCACAAGCGUGGUAUCAAUGCACGCUACCUUGGUGUGCUUGCCCAGAAGGCCAAAGAUCUACCUGCUGCGAGUGAGGAGCAGAAGGACGAUAAGAGGUUGCAGCUUUUGGUGCAGUUGGCGCAGCAGGAGAUGGUCGCGAGGGCUUUCAAGCAUGUUUGCGUCAAAUUUCUGCGAUCGUUGCCGGCGUGCUUUGCGCAGAAUUGCAUUGCUCAUUUGUUGAACUGCUUGCUUGGGGCUGAGUUGAAUGGAAGCCCGAAGCCGGAGAUUGAUGAGGCGAUGAAGGCGAUGUAUAACGAGGCGGAUUUUGAAUUUCUGGAUGUGACGCCCGAGAAGCUGGCGGCGGAGAUACAGAGACAGGUGGCGUUGAGGUUCAGGUAUGAAGUUGGGAAGGAGAUCGUGCCGGCUGGGAAGCAUCUACAGAUGUUGCGGGAGGUGUGCUUGAAACUUGGUUUCCAGCUCGAAGCCAAGGAUUACCAGUUCGGUAAGGAUGCCGUGCCAUCGCAGCCACUGCAGCAGAAGGCGUCCGCCGAAUCCCUCGAGGUGCCGCAGACGAACGGCGUGCACCCUCCCACUGAAGGAGGUAACAAGAAGAAGAAGAAGAAGCUGCAGGCCGAGCACUCUCCCAAUCGUGCAGCUUCUGCCUCUCCGACAGCACCAACUACCACCUUCCAGCCGGAGAAUAUCCUCAACGUCGUGCCGAUAGUCAAAGAGGCUUCGCCGCGCAGUAUGUUAGCCGAAGAAGCGCUCGACGCUGGCAGGAUGAGCAUCCAACAGGACCAGAAAGAACUAGGGCAGGAACUACUCCUGGAGAGUUUGAGCUUGCAUGAGCAGAUCUAUGGGAUUUUGCACCCAGAGGUCGCAAGGGUGUACUACGCGCUUUCGACGCUAUACUACGGACUAGAAGAGAAGAACGCCGCUGUGGAACUGGCGAAGAAAGCCGUCAUAGUCUCCGAGAGGACAUUGGGAGUGGAUAAUGCGGAGACGAUACUGGCGUAUCUGAACUUAAGUCUAAUGGAGCACGCAACAGGCAACACCAAGAACGCCCUCGCAUUAGUACGACAUGCGCUGGAUUUGUGGAAACUCGUCUAUGGACCCCACCACCCGGACUCGAUAACAACCCUAAACAACGCAGCAGUAAUGCUGCAGACGCUGAAACAAUUCCCCGAAAGCCGGAAGUGGUUCCAAUCUUCCCUCGAAAUCUGCACAGACGUCGCGGGCAAGAACAGCGUCAACACCGCUACCCUACUCUUCCAGUACGCGCAAGCGCUUGCCCUGGAUCACGAUCCCCGGCAGGCGGUGGAGAGGAUGCGGGAGAGUUAUUUGGUCUUCCGGGAUUUGUUGGGCGCGGAGAACCAGAAUACCAAGGAAGCUGGGGCUUGGCUUGAUACGCUGGCUCGAUCGGCGGUGAAUCAGGAGAAGGCUGCUAAGGAGGCUUCGAACCUUUUGAAUUCCGGGACGGGGAGGCAGAGGAUGCUGUUACGUGGAGCUGGUGGGAGUACCGGAGGACGGCUCGGGGUGGGCUCCACGACGGGGAAGAAUGGAGUUCAUGGUUCUGCUUCUGGACAGAGUGCUGAGGCGCAGGUUCAGGCGCAUGCGAGAGCGACGUCUUCGGGCGGGUUGGAUCAGAGGUCUUUGGAUGAGUUGGUGAAAUAUGUUAAUGGGAGUGCGGAGCAGCAGGGGCGGACGACGCCGAAGAAGAAGGUCGUGGGGAAUCCCAAGAGGAGGCAGCAGAGGGCUGAGUAA
Messenger RNA from Recurvomyces mirabilis, 4041 nucleotides. It is a transcript of the gene CLU1, whose product is annotated as Intracellular distribution of mitochondria. The coding region runs from base 1 to 4041 and encodes 1346 amino acids. The record is from RefSeq and is a predicted model, not a curated record. Gene Ontology annotation, molecular function: protein binding; mRNA binding. Gene Ontology annotation, biological process: intracellular distribution of mitochondria. The transcript is spliced from 2 exons. Gene Ontology annotation, cellular component: cytoplasm. NCBI's taxonomy places the organism in Eukaryota, Fungi, Ascomycota, Dothideomycetes, Mycosphaerellales, Teratosphaeriaceae.